UGUAUCCAGAAAGGUGUAGUUAUACCUACUGCACUGUCACAGAUUUUGGUUUCUGUAAAAUCUGUAGCUGAUUUACAGAAACAAAACAGGAGACAUCGCUGGUAAAAACAUUUGGAUUGAUUCAGAGAGUGCCUCCGUUGCACCUAAUUUCUUAAUAAAAGUGCGACUUUCUGUGUGCACACAGAAAAUGCUGAACACCAAACACACAGUCUCUGUGGCUGUGCUGCUGAGCGUCAUCACAGCAUCUCAAGACCACAAAAUCAUCCCAGCUGAAUCUGGACAGAACAUCACUCUGACAUGUCGAGCUUCAAACACCUCCAUCGUAGCUGUAGAGUGGAGCAAAUCCAACAUGAAGACAGAUUAUGUCCUUUUAAGCCGUGAUGGUCACUUUGACCUUCACAACCAGCAUCCAUCUUUUAAGGACCGGGUGGAUCUGCAGGACAGACAGAUGAAGGAUGGAGACGUGUCUUUGAUUCUGAACAAUGUUACAGUUAAUGACACUGGAACAUACGAAUGUCGUGUCUUCAUGGAGGAAACACACUUGUGGAAAUCCAUCAGCACCAUUAACCUGAGUGUUAUUGUUCCUACAGGUUCACCAGGAGCACUCGUAGAGGGUCGAUCUGUUGGAGGAAUUAUUGGUCUGUCAGUUUCAGCUGUGAUGAUUUUUGUGGCCUUUGUUAUCUAUAAAAAUUUAGAAAAAAUAAAAAAAUAUUCCUUGUUAAUUCUUGUCAUAAACGGACACAACACUGUCCAUUUAUUACAAGAAUUAACAAGGGUCAUGUAAGGUCGCCAGUGGUUUAAUAUCCCAUCCCCUUUCCCCUACUUUCAUCCCUCUCCUUGAAUUGCCACCUUAUCGUGGUGGAGGGGUUUGUGAGCUCAGACGAUCCUGGGAGCUGAGUUGUCUGGAGCAUUCAGCUCCUGGUAGGGUCUCCCAUGACAAACAGGUCCCAGGUGAUGAGCCAGACUAAGAGCAAUUCA
This is a messenger RNA of Oreochromis niloticus (Nile tilapia), 978 nucleotides long. RefSeq names its product selection and upkeep of intraepithelial T-cells protein 1-like. Bases 188 to 784 code for a protein of 198 amino acids. The transcript is spliced from 3 exons. Gene Ontology annotation, molecular function: signaling receptor binding. The record is from RefSeq and is a predicted model, not a curated record. Gene Ontology annotation, cellular component: external side of plasma membrane. Gene Ontology annotation, biological process: regulation of cytokine production; T cell receptor signaling pathway. NCBI's taxonomy places the organism in Eukaryota, Metazoa, Chordata, Actinopteri, Cichliformes, Cichlidae.